Daldinia caldariorum is the source of this 3869-nucleotide messenger RNA. RefSeq names its product AIP3-domain-containing protein. Gene Ontology annotation, molecular function: cytoskeletal regulatory protein binding. The record is from RefSeq and is a predicted model, not a curated record. The transcript is spliced from 2 exons. Gene Ontology annotation, cellular component: cytoplasm; cell tip. Gene Ontology annotation, biological process: establishment of cell polarity. Lineage: Eukaryota; Fungi; Ascomycota; Sordariomycetes; Xylariales; Hypoxylaceae. Bases 438 to 3551 code for a protein of 1037 amino acids.
CCGUGUCUGCGUGUUUGACCCUAGCCCCCUGCGUGCACACUUAACCGAAAUAGGAUUAGUGUUCGUCGGGCCUCCUCGAUCUUUUCGACGUCGCGCCUCACGCGGGCAUCAGUCAUCCACAACUUUACCUUCGGACAUUGACUUGCUUGACAACUUUCCAUCGCAACCAUUUUUUCCGCAAACGCCGAUUUUGAUCAUCGUUGUUCCAUUCGUGUAACUCGCUAUAGCUUUUUUCAUCACUUUGCUUUUCAACCAUCGAUUUCACUUCUUUUGACGACGAAUGAUAGAGUAUUCAGCGCUUGCUUCCUCGAGAUAAUUUAACCGUAGGGUGGACGAUUGGGACCUAAUCCUAAACCGAUAAGUAGUAAAGAGAGGGAAAAGGUAUAUAGAAGAAUUGAGGAGUUGAGAAGAAUUAGGCUUUGGGAUUGGAAUUCAAGAUGCAGGCCCCUUCUGCUUCUCAGAGAUCGCUACAGCGACGGUCACCCGGACCCGAUGGUAUUCCCAAUGCUCCUAUGCGCCCGAUGUCACCAGCCGGUAUGCAGCCGCGGUCUUCAACGGCUUCAAAUAGAUCCGUUGGGAGUAGUUCCUCUAGACGUAAUCAAUCUAAUGGGGCAUCUAUGCCACUAUCUCAAAUAGAAAAGAGUGUUACGCAUCUACUCGUCGCGACGAAGCAACUACUCGAGACAUUAACGCAGUGGUCGCGCGGCCAAGCCACCGAUACUCAAGUAUCCGACGUCUAUGUUAGAUUGGGUUAUGAGUUUAAUAUGGCCUGCCGUGCAUUUACUGCAAUCAAUGUAGACACAUCCGACCUAGGAAACGUCCCAGAAAACUUAAGACACAUAUUAGAGGCUACUCUGAGCCAGGAGGCCAACACGGAGAGUCUUGAGAAGUAUCUGCCACGGAUACGAGACAUCAUCAUACAUCUUCUACACGGUCUUAAAAGAAAACAGCAGAAAUUGCGUCAGAAGCAAAGUCGAGAUAAAGACGGGAAUACUUCGCCUGAAUCAGCUAGCAUUGCUAGCCGUACCAUGAGCAGCAGCACCACUGGAAGUAAUAACACUGGCCUUACAAGCCUUCUAAACGAGGGAAUCGAGAACGGGUACGCUAGCCCCCAACAGAACGAAAGGAUGGCACCACCACAGCAACAGCAGAGCGAAGGCCCGCCACCGCCGGUGGUUAGUCAGUCCCCCAAUCGACGAACUCUACCGCGAGACCAGUCCAACGCUUCCUUCAACUCCGAGCAAUCAUCUCUGUCAAGUAAUACUAUGCAGAACAUACCAGUGCUUCCUCCAUAUCCCGGAGAUGAGACUACAAUACCUACAGGGCCCUCAGGGGGUAAUUUCGAUAUUGACUCAUUCCCACCACCCCCUCCGCCGCCAAAAACGCAGAGCGCGUUCGCUGCUUUGCAAAGAGGAGGGGAUCUGGAAAGAAGAGCAUCGCGAAGGUAUUCCGCCUAUCAGAUAUCCAAACAUCUGGGAGCACCAACCAAUGGUGUGCCUAUGCUACCUACUCAGAACACCCCAAUACCGAAUCGCGGACGUGGAGAAGUAAGAGAAUCAUUGCGAGCAGUCCAAGUUCGUGAAACUUUACGGCAUAGUCGUAACACAUCCAACCAAUCUAAAAAUGCGUAUGAAGCGUCUUCGCCGGUUCGAAUCCCCAGCAAGGUUACCGAGGAGGGCUCGAAACCCGAUCUACCACCCCCCCAAUCGGAAAGUCCGCCGGCUCAAUCCCCAGAAGAGAGGUACAGACCUUCUGCUACUAUAUCCGGACCUCUAGACGAUGCCUUUCCCGUAGUGGGGACCCCGACCCCGACCUCGCCCGAGAAGCCAAAGCCAAGGAUAGAUACAAAUGUAGAACCCAAGGCGCGGCCCCAAACCCCUCCGGAAAAGCAGCGCAAACAAUCCAUACAAGAGCAAUCACCUCCCUUGGACAAAGAGCUUACCUUGUUUUUGCAAUACAAGUCCAAGGUGAAGAAGUUUGUACUUCCGGAGGGUUAUACAGGCUUGUCGAUUGGACGCUUGCAGCUUGCAUUCAUCGAGAAGUUUUCCUGGAACACUGCCCUAAACGGAAGCGAUCUUCCGGAGAUCUAUAUUCAAGACCCCAUCUCCGGGGUGCGGCACGAGCUUGAAGACUUAUCCGAUAUCAAAGACCGUACAGUUCUUGCGCUAAACGUCGAGCCGCUUGACGAGGUCAAGAAACACUUUGAUGAGGGUUUUGUGGUCUUAAAAAAGGCAGUAGAUGAGAUAAAGCAGAACGUUACCGACCAAGGAUCUGCUUUGCAAAGAGUGUCAGAUAGGCAAUUGGAGACGGCCAAGGAGAUGGCUCGUAUGGCUGCAGCACCGCCGGCCAUCGUGGACGGUGUUAAGCUUGGCGGAGCUGGCGCAGGCGCCAAACUCAAUAAUGGCCAACUUAGGGAGUUGCAGACUCUACGACGGGAUCUGGCCGUCUUACGACAGACGUAUUCGAACUUCCAGACCGAGAUCCAGAGCUCUAUGUCUUCAUUACGAAGCAAAGCAGCUAAUGUCAAGGUUGCGGCUGCCAAGGCUUCAGUGCCCGAGGAAGGUGACUCUGGGUAUGCCUAUGUGAUGAAAGGUCGCAAACAACUCAAUUCAGACUCUGACCGACUCGUUACCAAAGUGGAUGACCUUCAAGAUCUGGUUGAAGACUUGCGCAAGGACGUCGUUAAUCGCGGCGUGAGACCCUUGCCACGUCAACUAGAGGGCGUAUCUAAGGAUAUCCAAGUCCUGACCAAAGAGCUCAAGAAGGUGCAAGAGUAUAUGAGGCGAGAGAAGCCGAUUUGGACUAAGAUUUGGGAGAAAGAAUUGGAAGAAGUCUGCCAGGGUCGUGACGAGCUCAAGGUCAUGGAAGACCUAAUGAUUGACUUACAAGAUGACAUCGAAAAGGCUUCUGAGACUUUCACAUUGGUUGAGCAAGCUACCAAGGAACAGAUGAAGGAAAGUGCGCCAACGUCACGACAGUUCUCAAAGGGCCUGCAUAAUCUCGGGAACAGCGCCGACCCAACCGCUGCAAAGGAGGGUGUGUUAGGCGAAGUAAGAGCUCUGCAGCCGAAUCACGAAGACAGGCUACAGGCCAUAGAACGUGCAGAAAAGCUACGGCAGAAGGAAUUGGAGAGCCGGCGAGAGAACCCUCUGAUGAAGGAAUUGACUAAAUUUGUCGCCGAGGGAAGGUUGAAGAAGAGUGGAGGAUUUGAGGAAGUUGAGCGAGCGAGGAUGGCUAAGGACGAGCGAAUACGACGAGAGGUUUGGGAACGAAUGAAUGGCAUGAUGGCUGAUGAACCGGCCGGAGGGGAAGAAGAGGAGGAAGAGGAAGAAGAAGAGGAGGAGGAGGAAGAAGUGGAAGAGGAAGAGGAGGAAGAGGAAGGUGAAGAAGGCGAAGAAGCCGAGGAAUUCGAGGAAAUUGAGGAAGAAGUGGAAGAACAUGACUUGGAGGCGGAAACAGAGGCAGAGACCGACGCGGAGGUUGAGGCGAAGGUGGAAGAACCUACGAAGAAGGCAAAUCCCGCUAAGAAGCUAGCCCACGAUGAUAUAUAAGGCUAAGAGUCUGUUGAUAAGAUGUACACCUUAAUUCCUUGUCUUGUUUUUAGUCAUCACAGGUGUUAUUCGCGCAUAGCUUUGGACGGUCAACACUGUAUUGCCCUAACCUUUUUAUUUUUGUCCUGAUAGCUUAUUUUACAGUUUUUCCCACCUUUGCGUUUCAUGAUGAUCCGGGGUGGUCUGAUACUGAGGAACAAAUGAUUGCCCCUUUUGUUAUUGACUAUUAGAGAUAGUUAAACGAGAUAUUUAUCAAGUCCAAGUUUGUAAAUACAGCCAAGUCCUCGAGCAUGCGAAGAUCAAGGUGCAUGUUUGGCA